UUCGUUUAUUUUGAACGAAUCACUCGCGAACGACACAUCACUAGUGGAGACGGUUGUUGUUGUUUUUCAUGCAAGAAAGUGCUUAGAAAAGUACCGAAAUCAGAGUGGGAAAAUGGGAACAAGAGAUGACGAUUACGACUACCUAUUCAAAGUUGUGCUGAUUGGAGAUUCUGGAGUGGGGAAGAGCAACCUGCUGUCUCGAUUCACAAGAAAUGAGUUUAACCUGGAGAGCAAGAGCACCAUAGGGGUGGAGUUUGCCACCCGCAGCAUCCAGGUGGACGGCAAGACGAUAAAGGCUCAGAUUUGGGACACGGCUGGACAGGAACGCUACAGAGCAAUCACCUCAGCGUAUUACCGGGGCGCAGUUGGUGCUCUUCUGGUGUACGACAUCGCCAAACACCUAACGUAUGAGAAUGUAGAACGCUGGCUCAAGGAGCUGAGGGACCACGCUGACAACAACAUUGUCAUCAUGCUGGUUGGAAACAAAAGUGACCUCCGACACCUCAGGGCGGUGCCCACUGAUGAGGCUCGGGCCUUUGCAGAAAAGAACACUCUCUCCUUCAUUGAAACCUCGGCCCUGGACUCGACAAAUGUAGAAGAAGCCUUUAAGAACAUUCUGACAGAAAUUUACCGUAUUGUAUCUCAGAAGCAAAUAUCAGAUCGAUCUGGUCAUGACGAUUCUCCAGGCAACAAUGUCGUGGACAUCAGUGUGCCUCCAACCAUGGAUGGGCAGAAGGGCAACAAACUGCCCUGUUGUCAAGGCAUGUGAUUUUUUUCUGUCAUACUGUUUUACCCCAGCUGUCAGAACAAUAUCUUCAUCGGUUCUGAAGUCUACGAUUCAAAACUUUCGGAGGUGACAUUCCUUUUUGUUGGUCUUGUUGUCAUUUGUUUGCCUUUUGUCCUCUGAGGUAAGCGAAGGCUAAAGGUUCGUGUAACUGUAUGUGCUCAUUUAAUCCAUUACAAGGACACUGUGUUUCCUCUUUUGAGGGGGUGAUUACAAAGCUGUUGUGAACAUUGACUUCCUUUUCAUAAAGUGGCGUUAAUGGUCCUAUUGAUCCACUCCUGUUGAAGGAGUGAUGAGGGAUUAGCUGGCCUUGUGUUGUCACUGCUCCAAGGGGAUUCUGUUUUCUUUUUUUUUCUCAGCAUGCAAUAACACCGUGUCUCCCGCAGCAUCUUUUUAAGGGGACUUUCACUUCAUCUCCCAUUGACCCGAUUCUGUCCAUCAUACAAUACUAAUGUAGAGAAAAGGUGAGAAGCAGGUUGGUGCAUCAAUCAUUUGGAGUACGUGCUUCGUGUUAAGGUUCUUGUUGCCUUCUCAGUGUCAGGAUCUUCUUUCAAGCCCUUUGCCGGUGUGGCAAUAAAUCAGCACGAGCCAGCAACCAGACUGCCUGUGAUUGUUUGAUUUAAUGUGGGCUGAUGUGAAACAAAUCAAGUGUUUUUCUGCAUGUUUUUUUUUUUUGUUUCGUUUUGUUUAUGUGUGUUAAUCAUAUUGAUAAAAAAUUGCAGUGAUACCAAAGAAGAAAAAACAGCAGUGUAUCAGAUUUAGGUUUCCUCAUUUAUCAUAUUGAAGGCUGCUAUGUGUGGUGAUGAUUGUUAAUGCUAGAAAAAUAGAAAUAAAAUGCUGUUAGGCAAAGGGUUUGUUUAAAAAAACAAUUGUGAAAAUAUGUGAUGAAACCACAUUAACCUGGUUAGAACCAGCCCGGUGUCUAGGUCAGGUGGAACUCGUACAGCACGCAGGCACAAAAUAAAAAAAAAUAUAUACUUGCACUUGUCCAAAAUCUUCAGUGGAACUUAUCACCUUAUAUUUUUAAUGCACUUGAUUGUUUUUUUUUUUCUUAUCAGUUAUAGCGAAUGUUUGUGCUGGUUGACAUCUAUUAAAGGAGAAUGGAUAAAGCUGUGUUUUUCACUGAGAAGCAGUUGUUUGUUGGCAGUGUAACUGAACAUGACAAAUGGAAAGUGUUUACAGACAGUUUAUGUUUGACUGAACUCCAUCGUGUCUGUUGGUGACAUUUCACAGAGGGCAAACUGAGAUUGUUUUGCUACCUGAUGCACAAAAAUGACUGAUGCCUAAAUAAAAUCUUAUUCACAGA
Molecule: messenger RNA, 2090 nt
Organism: Cynoglossus semilaevis (tongue sole)
Lineage: Eukaryota; Metazoa; Chordata; Actinopteri; Pleuronectiformes; Cynoglossidae
Product: ras-related protein Rab-11B-like
Exons: 5
Coding region: 113-769 (218 amino acids)
Molecular function (GO): GTPase activity; GTP binding
Source: RefSeq, a predicted model, not a curated record